UUCAAAUUUUUAUCAUUCAUUCAUUAAAAAAAAUUUUAUGACUUGUUGUUGUUGUUGUUUCAUACCGAAUUAAAAAUGCUACAUAUUAUUUUGACAUCUUUAUUCUUGUUAUCAUUAUCAUCUAAUAUAUUUUGUAAUACAAAUGAAGAUAUUGAAGAAAUAAAUCAUUUGUUUUUGGAUCCUUCUCAUUUAUUCCCAUUACUUAAGAAUGAAGUGAUUUUGUUCGAAGAAUUUAUACGCAAACACAAUAAACCGUAUAGAAAUGAUUUAGCAGAGAAAGCAAAACGUUUCAAGAUAUUCAGGCAAAAUUUGCUAAAAAUUCGAAUGCUCAAUCAAAAUGAAUUAGGAUCAGCUGUAUAUGGUAUAACACCGGCCACAGACAUGACCUAUGAAGAAUUUAAACAUCAUUUAGGAUUACGGCCAGAUUUAUAUACACCAAACGAAGAACAGCCGGAAAUUGACGAUUAUUAUUUUCAUGAUAAUGCUCCAGAUUCAUUUGAUUGGCGACAAAAAUUAGGUGUUGUAAGUAGUGUAAAAAAUCAGGAACAAUGCGGUUCUUGUUGGGCAUUCAGUGCAACAGGCAAUAUUGAAGGUGUUUGGGCCUUGAAACGUAACGAAUCGGUUUCUCUUUCCGAGCAAGAACUUGUCGAUUGUGAUACGCUUGACAAUGGCUGUGGUGGAGGACUACCAACAAAUGCAUUCAAAACGGUUAUUCAAUUAGGAGGUAUUGAAUCUGAAACUGAUUAUCCUUAUGAUGCAGAAAAUGAAAAAUGUCAUUUCAAAAAAUCACUUUCUCAUGUAAAGAUUGAUUCAUAUGUUGAGCUACCAAAAAAUGAAACAUACAUCAAAAAUUAUCUCUAUCAUAAUGGUCCCAUUUCCAUUGGAAUCAAUGCAAAUGCAAUGCAAUUCUAUUUUGGUGGUAUUUCACAUCCGCCCAAUUGGCUAUGCAAUCCUAGCAGUCUGGAUCACGGUGUUUUAAUUGUUGGUUAUGGUACGGGCAAAACCCGUAUUCUACAUAAAAUACAACCAUAUUGGAUCAUUAAAAAUAGCUGGGGAAGAACCUGGGGUGAAAAGGGAUAUUAUCGUGUAUAUCGUGGCAGUGAUACUUGUGGGGUAAGUCAAAUGGCUUCUUCAGCAGUGGUCAAUUAAUCAAUACAACAACAAUGUCAGAAUUUGACAGUUGAUAAAUUAUCAUAACAAUCAUUGAAAGCAAUAAUUUAUGUUGAGAUUUAAAUGAAUUAAUUGCUUUUUGAUGUUUAUCUCACUGAUCUAUUGAUUAUUUUUUUUAUAUCAAUAAAAAAAUAAAUAAGAAAAUUGUCAAA
Messenger RNA from Dermatophagoides farinae (American house dust mite), 1322 nucleotides. RefSeq names its product cathepsin F. The record is from RefSeq and is a predicted model, not a curated record. NCBI's taxonomy places the organism in Eukaryota, Metazoa, Arthropoda, Arachnida, Sarcoptiformes, Pyroglyphidae. Gene Ontology annotation, molecular function: cysteine-type peptidase activity. Gene Ontology annotation, biological process: proteolysis.